AUGAGUGACUCUCCCAACGGCGCGCCUGCCGUGGCUGCUCCCCCCGAUCCGGCUUCAGCGCCUUCAGCCUCCCCCAGCGAUGCCAAUGCCGACACCAUCGCGCAAGGCAAGGAAAGAGCCAAGGAGGUUCUAGCAGCCUCGGGCAUCGAAAUUUCCAAGCCUGAAUCUUCCUCAGCAACCAAUGGCCAAAGUGCCACCCCAAAUGUGAAUCGCAAGCGCAAGCGCGAGACUCCAGUCGACCGGAUCCAGGCCGAGCAAUAUGUCGAUCACGAGUACCACUACAAAGCUCUUCUUGCAGAUCAAGCAAAUCAUCCCACCAUCUUGCAAGAAAAGAAAGAAGAGCUGUCCUUGUAUCAAAAUCUGCGACGGGAACAUGAUCCAGCCUCCAUUUUUGGAGUGGGAUAUGAAGGCUUUGGAAACCCUCGGACAGACGAGAAAAACAUCCGCGAUCCUAUUCUCUAUCCUCGACAAAGACGGCCUGGCAAACGAAAGACUCUCCCACCCCAUGUUUCCCGGAAAGACCAGACCAUCCAGGCAGAGCAGCCUGAAGAUCUGGUGCCCAUCCGGCUCGAUAUCGACUGGGGCAAGAUCAAGCUACGCGACACGUUCACUUGGAAUCUGCAUGACCGCACAUCAUCUAUUGACUAUUUUGCUGAGAAGCUGGUCGAAGAUUUUGGGCUAGAAGUCCAGAAUUGCCGACCCCUGGUGCAAGCUGUGGUAGCACAUAUUCGUGAGCAGAUCAGCGACUACUGCCCACAGAUAUACGCGGACGAGAUCACGGUCGAGCCUACUUUGCCAUAUUUCGCCUACAAAAAUGACGAAAUGCGCAUCCUCAUCAAGCUAAACAUAACCAUCGGCCAGAACACUCUGAUCGACCAAUUUGAAUGGGAAGUCAACAGCCCUUACAAUUCGCCGGAGGAAUUUGCGCGACAAAUGACGAACGACUUAUCUCUUGCUGGGGAGUUCACCACUGCUAUUGCCCACUCUAUUCGCGAACAGUGUCAACUCUUCUCCAAAUCCUUACAUAUCACUGGUCAUCCAUUCGAUGGUCGGCCAGUUGAAGACCCAGAUCUCCGAGAAAACUUCCUUCCAUCACCCCUUCCUACCACCUUUAGGCCCUAUCAGGCCGCAAAGGAUUAUACACCCUAUCUUUAUGAGCUCAAUGAGGCAGAUCUGGAACGUACAGAACUCUCUAUUUCUCGAGAACAACGAAGACAAAAACGAUCUACCAACCGUCGUGGAGGUCCUGCUCUACCAGAUUUGAAAGAUCGACAACGAACGAUAAGGUCGCUCGUUGUGUCUUCGGUUAUCCCUGGUGGUGCAUUAUCCAUGGAGGAAAGUCGUAUUUUCAGAAUGCCAAAGGCUACACGACGGUCAGUCCGUGCAACUGGCCAGCGCGAUGGUUACGAGGAUUCGGACGAUUCAGAUAGUGAUGAUUCGGCGCCUGAUUCACCAGCAAUCCCCACCCACCUGCUGCAGCAAGGCACUGCUCGAACUAGAGGUAUCAGAAAUGCCGCUCUCUCUGCAACUGCUGGAAUUCGGUCCAACCUUGGUGGCUUUGCUUCUGCACGUUCGGCCACACCAGACUCGGUAACACCAUCCCACCAUGAGUCCAGAACAUCAGCCAGGAAGAAGGAUUAUAAGGAAGAAAGCGAAGACGAAUCCGUUCCUGAGAAACUCAUUGUUGUUUUGAAAGUCGGAAAGGCCAAGCUGCGAGAGUUUUCGCGAGCACAGAGACUCAAAGAUCGAGGCGCGCUCGUCUCGAAUCAAAGUAGUCCUUUACCGGGAAGCCACUCGAGGUCGGCUUCAACUGCGCCAUUGAACCUCGCUGCUAUGCCACCUCCGCCCUCACCAGUUCCAGCGCCUGCGGAGAUCCCAGGGGCUGUCGACGCUACCCCCCAUCCUCCAAGUUCCUCACAUCCAGCAGUAAGUUAA
Molecule: messenger RNA, 1935 nt
Organism: Exophiala aquamarina CBS 119918
Lineage: Eukaryota; Fungi; Ascomycota; Eurotiomycetes; Chaetothyriales; Herpotrichiellaceae
Exons: 1
Coding region: 1-1935 (644 amino acids)
Biological process (GO): chromatin remodeling; regulation of transcription by RNA polymerase II
Cellular component (GO): SWI/SNF complex; nucleus; nuclear chromosome
Molecular function (GO): transcription coregulator activity
Source: RefSeq, a predicted model, not a curated record